Messenger RNA from Drosophila elegans, 1819 nucleotides. Its product is annotated as glycerophosphodiester phosphodiesterase 1. The record is from RefSeq and is a predicted model, not a curated record. NCBI's taxonomy places the organism in Eukaryota, Metazoa, Arthropoda, Insecta, Diptera, Drosophilidae. Bases 218 to 1213 code for a protein of 331 amino acids. Gene Ontology annotation, molecular function: phosphoric diester hydrolase activity. Gene Ontology annotation, biological process: lipid metabolic process. The transcript has 7 exons.
AAACAGCUGAUUGGGGGCGAUAGACGAUUGUCGAUAAGCUGACGCACCGAUAGACAAUUGGCUGGGAAAAUCCAUUCAACCGGGGUGAAAACGAAUCCGUUUGUGAAAGUCACAAAAUAGGAGCAAUCGCCCAGGCGGAGCACAUAAUCCCAAAGAUCGGGCGAGGGAGUGGCAGUGGAGGAGUAGCGGCACUCAUUCUAUUUAGGUUUUGUGCUGAAUGUCCUACUGGCGUUGGUUGUGGUUGGCCCUCAAGAUGAUUUACCAGCUGCUGUGCUGCUCAGUGAGCCUAAUCCUCUUCUGCUUCAACGUAUUCUGGCUGUUCUGCAACCUGGCCAUACCGUGGUGUACCCUCACCCUGCUCAUCGUCUGCAUCGCUUCCAAGUUCGUGAAGCUGCAGCGCAGUCCCAACGAGAAGCGUCUGCUCAGCCUGCUGAGCACGCCGGAGGAUCGGCCCAGCUAUUGGGCCAUCGCCAACCGGGCGGCCGGCUUUGAUGCGCCCGAAAACUCCAAGGCAGCCAUUAAAAAGUGCCUCGCACGUGGCUAUCGGAACGUGCUUCUGGAUGCCGGCCUCACGUCCUGCGGCGAAAUAGUCUUGGCCAACCCCAAACGCCUGAAUGUGGCCCAACAGUCGCUGGACGAGUUGCAAAAGCUAAACAUCACGGAACACCAUCCGAUGGGGUCGCAGUACGAGCCGGAAUCGAUGGCCUCACUCAGACAGUUCGCCGAGUUCCUGGACGCGGAGGCUGACCAGGCCACGGUUUUUCUGCGCCUGCACGACACCAGCGCCCGGAUGCUCGACCAGCUGCAGAAGUUUAUGACCACCGACGAGGCGUUCACCCAGCGCACAGUUGUCAUCAGUAGCUCACCACUUGCUAUUUACCAGCUGCGAAAGCUGAAGCCAGAAAUCAUUUGCGGCCUUUGGCACGAGACCUUCUUGUCACUGGCUAUCCUCAAGUCCUCUACACUUGUUACUUCAAUCUACGGUGCUAUUUUGCGCAACAUUAUUGCCCCCGUAAUCGGAAUAAGCGUGGUCUUUCUAAGUAAAGAAGAGAUAAACUUGCACAUUGCCGAUCUGUGGCGCAACGUGGGUGUCCGUCCAAUAGUCUACAUGGUGAAUUCACCUAACGAGAAGCGAUACUUUCAAAAGACUAUGAAGAUCCAGUAUCUAACCGAUUCACUGCGGUCCGAGCCGCAUCUUCUUAUGAAGGCCUAAGAGGAUCUUGGGGAUUUGAACGAACGAAAACAACAAACAAACGAAGAUCGACGCACAUACACUUACACAAAACUGUUUGCAUUUAGCUGGCAGAGCUUAGUCUUUAAGAAGAACUUAUGUACGCAUGUGUUUUGUAGAAGCCUUAGAAAGUAUUAUUCCCAGUUUACCAGCACCAGUGAGAUUGAAAGUAUGAUUUAGUUAAGUUCUGUGCUUUGCUUAAGUUAAGCAUUUCGUUUAAUAUUGACGUCCCGAUUUAUUUAUUUUGUUAUUUAUGGAUUUAUUUUGCUUUAUUUUAAACGAACACUUGUUCUCAAAUUUUGUAUAGGCUUUACGCGAUGUACAAUAUUUCUACUCAUGUACUCUGCACACCAUCAUAUGCCCUAUAUGGCGUAUGAUUUUUGGAUGUGCUAUUUAGGUAUACAUACACCCAGCUUUUAUAUUAUUCCCCUUGUUACCCAGAUCCCAAAGGUAAUCAAAAUCCUAAACAAAAAUGUUUACCAACAUAAGAUAUAUGUGUCUAUACCAAAAACCAGUUUAAAUGAAAACUACUUUUUAUUAUGAUGAUAAUAGCAAAUAAAGAUGAUUGCAACGAUUGAUUUAAGUCCA